Williopsis jadinii is the source of this 579-nucleotide messenger RNA. It is a transcript of the gene FMP32, whose product is annotated as Fmp32p. Gene Ontology annotation, cellular component: mitochondrion. The coding region runs from base 1 to 579 and encodes 192 amino acids. The transcript has a single exon. NCBI's taxonomy places the organism in Eukaryota, Fungi, Ascomycota, Saccharomycetes, Phaffomycetales, Wickerhamomycetaceae. The record is from RefSeq and is a predicted model, not a curated record.
AUGCGCGCGCUCAGACUGUUCCACACCACCAGGACCGCGGCUUCGCACUUCGACACCCGCCGCUUCGUCGUCGACCUCCAGCACAGCGGCUUCUCCAAGGCGCAGAGCGAGGGCAUCGUCAACAUCGUGGCGGCGGCGCUGGCUGACGGCGUGGGGUCCAUACAAGGGAAUCUUGUAAGUAAAGAGACUUUGAAUCGGAUGACAUACCAGCAUAAAGUGGACUUCACCAAGUUGCGCGGUGAGCUUCAAACCACGGAUAAGUCAGAGUUCAGUGCAAUACAGCACGAUACCGAGAAGCUGAAGCUGGAGCUGGAGAGGAUGAAGACCCGGCUGCGUGAGGAGAUCACCAAGGCCAACGCCGGGGUGAGACUGGACCUGAACCUGGAGAAGGGCCGUAUCCGGGAGGAAGGAGCUCAGCACGAGCUCCACAUCAGCGACAUCGACACGCGGAUCGACCAGGAGGUGGCCAACAUGAAGAUGCAAAUCGAUGCUGUCAAGACCCAGGUGAUGCAGUGGCUGAUUGGGGUGUGCACUGGUACGUUUGCGCUGGUGCUGGCGUACGUUAGACUACUGACGUAG